AUGAAGUUCUCGCUUACUGCCGUCGCUGCCUUCGCGGCCUCGGCCGUCUCGGCCGACAAGAUGUGCGGCGACUGGGACACGGCCGUCGUGGGCGACUUCACGCUGUACAACAACCUCUGGGGCAAGGAGAACGACCCGGGCACCGGCCACCAGUGCACCACGCUGCUCAACAGCAGCGCCGACAACUCGACGCUCGGCUGGUCCACCGAGUACAAGUGGGGAGGCAUCACGUGGAACGUCAAGGGCUAUCCGAACGUGGGGCUGCACUUCAAGCCUAUCGAGCUCGCGAACGUCGAGUCCAUCCCUACGAGUAUCAACUACACGUACGAGUACAGCCCCACCACCACGGCCAACGUGGCGUACGAUCUGUUCACCAGCUCGACGCCUGACGGGGACUUUGAGUACGAGAUCAUGGUGUGGCUGGCGGCGAUUGGCACGGCGUGGCCCCUGGCGAGCGAGGGCAAGAACAUCAAGAACAUCACGGUCAGCGGCGUCGACUUCAUGCUCAACCACGGCGUCAACGGCAACAUGACGGUCUUCUCGUACGUGGCCACCCAGCUGACGGAGAACUUCUCGGGCGACCUCACGGAGUUCAUCGAGGCCCUGCCGCAGGACGUCGCCCCCGGCGCCAAGCAGUACCUCACCAAGGUGCAGUGCGGCACCGAAUCGUACCAUGCCGACAGGGCCUCCAUGACGGUGACGUCGUACACGGUGGCGGUGAACUCGGUGAUGCAAGGAGACGUCGGCUUCUCUCAGAAUUAA
Phytophthora sojae is the source of this 762-nucleotide messenger RNA. RefSeq names its product putative glucanase. The coding region runs from base 1 to 762 and encodes 253 amino acids. NCBI's taxonomy places the organism in Eukaryota, Oomycota, Peronosporomycetes, Peronosporales, Peronosporaceae. The transcript has a single exon. Gene Ontology annotation, molecular function: cellulase activity. The record is from RefSeq and is a predicted model, not a curated record. Gene Ontology annotation, biological process: polysaccharide catabolic process.